ACCUCACACAGCCGUCACUGCAGUACAGGGUGAAGAAGAAAAAAAAUCAGCCAAGAUGUGUUGCUCCAGCUUUCUCAAAAUUAUGAUGUUUAUCUUCAAUGGCAGCAUCUUUUUGGCAGGUGCAGCCAUCGUGGGAGUGGGAGUGUGGGUAAAGGUGGACAGUGGUUCUCUGAUGGGUAUCCUGGAUAACUUGGAGGGUGCUCCGUCUGGGUUAUCACAACUGGUCUACGUCAGCUACCUGCUCAUCGCAGUGGGUGCUGUGCUGUUGAUCAUUGGCUUCCUGGGCUGCUGCGGAGCUGUCAAGGAGAGCAGGUGUAUGCUGCUGACGUUCUUCAGUAUCGUGCUGAUUAUCUUCCUCAUCGAGGUUGCAGGAGCUGUGGUGCUACUAGUGUUCGAGGGUUUGGCUGAUGAGCUUUUCCAGAGCUUGGAAGAUGACGUUAAAAAAAGCAUUGAAAAGGAGUAUGGACACAGUGAAAGCCUGACCUCUCUCUGGAAUGCCACCAUGGAGGAGUUUAAGUGCUGUGGAUUCAAGAACUACACAGAUUUUGAUGGCUCCCCUUUUUACAAUGAACAUGGAGGAAAUGUUUAUCCAGAAACAUGCUGCAAUGCGACCAUCACCGAGGGCGUAUGCAACAAAAACGAAGCACAUCUUUCGAUGAUUGAUGGCUGCUUGAACAAGCUCCUGCAGCUGAUAGAGGACAACGCUGUGAUCAUUGCGGCUGUGGCUCUAGGAAUUGCUGCUCUUGAG
Micropterus dolomieu (smallmouth bass) is the source of this 748-nucleotide messenger RNA. RefSeq names its product tetraspanin-1-like. NCBI's taxonomy places the organism in Eukaryota, Metazoa, Chordata, Actinopteri, Centrarchiformes, Centrarchidae. Gene Ontology annotation, cellular component: membrane. The record is from RefSeq and is a predicted model, not a curated record.